GCGAUUCCUCAAUGAAAGCGGCGGUGCCCUCUGUGUGUCCUAUCCCCCUAGCAAAAAGCCACGUUGCACCAACUUCCAAUUGCUAUUUUUUGCUGCAGCUUGACACUUUCUCUUCUUCGCUCAGUUCACUGCUUCCGCUUCCCUUCUCGUAUAGACCUUAUCCUCCCUCCUCUUCCCUCACUCUAGCAUUAUUUAUCCCACUCUACUCUGAGCCGUUAACGUAUCCGAAAAGGCAGCUCUUACACUAUGUCCCGGAGGUCCUUCUCCGCCGUCAGCUCCAGCUCGCCGGUCGCUUCCCAGAAGCGUUCCUGGGUCAAAACCGCAGUCGCUUUUAUACCCUUCCUCGCCCUCGUCAUCUCCGCAUGGCUUUAUGCCAUCCACCUCGACACAGUAGCCAACCAAUCCAUGGUCCGGUCCAAGGAACAUGCAAGGAGUUCCAAGGAGUCCAGUUCGUCAAAUGAUCCGCAGUCGACUUCAUCUAAUCAGGAAAACAUUGUUAUCGGCGACAGCAAGGACAAUAUAUUUUACUUUGUCCAGGUGUCUGAUCUACAUAUCAGCAUGUUUAGGAAAGCCAGUACCGCCAAUUUCUAUACAUUCCUCUCUACGGCUCUGCCUCUCGUCGAACCCUCAUUUGUGGUUGUCACAGGCGAUCUCACGGAUGCGAAGGAUAAGCAUCUCGUUGGCUCGAUGCAGUACAUGGAUGAGUGGAACACCUACAGGGACGCACUCGAGGAGUCCGGCGUGUUGACAAAGCGGAACGGAUCCUACUGGCACGACCUUCGAGGUAACCACGACUGCUUCGAUGUGCCCAGCUGGGACAGUAAGGAGAACAUGUUUAAGGAUAUGAGUGCGACCAGGGCGCCAGGGUUCAUGUUCGAUGUCAAAACGGAUUAUGGCAAGUAUGGCUUUAUUGGGAUCGACGCAUGCCCCAAACCGGGACCGGCAAGGCCGUACAACUUCUUUGGGUUGUUCGAGACACCGGACAUGGACAAUCUGAAGCGGCGUCUAGAGCUGAGCAAGGGCAACAAUCAUACUUUUGUGUUCUCGCAUUACCCAGUGACGACCACGAUGUUUGGCGAGACUUCUCUCGGUGAGAGCUUUGCAGAUCUUUCAAAGUCAUUCAGCGUAUAUAUGUGUGGUCAUUUACACAAGCUGAAGUGGGGCUUGGGAGAUGCACUUCAAACAUAUCAGCCAACACACUUUCUGGAAUUAGAGGUCGGAGAUAUGAAGCAAAACGGGAUCUACAGGAUUAUGGUCGUCGAUCACGACAUGAUUUCAUUCACGGAUGUACCCAUGUCCACAAAGACUAUCCCAUCGGCCCUCAUGCCCAACCUUGAGGUGGAGCAGGAAGUGGAAGGCGGAGUAGGAGAGGCCGAUCCAGAGGGGCAAGAAGGUGGCGAGAAAACGGAGAGGAAACGGCCAGCAUUAGGUCCCAGGCUACCCACCAACCCCAUCAUUGUGGUGUCGAACCCCAAGGACUCUCGAUACCUGAUUCCAAAGCACGAGCCCGUUGGCAGGAUCGGAACGAGUACUCAUAUUCGUUUCCUGGCGUGGACUGAUAAUCAGGUCCCUGAUGGCGAACAUGAAUAUGUGAGAAAGGACAUCAGGAUUGAGAUUAGGAUCGACGGGAAGCUGCAUGAGAAACCCGCGCGCUUUGCAGGAACAAAGGCUGAGGACAAGACUGAGGACGAGGAAUUUCUCCCGCUUUACGUGUCCGAGUGGGACCCACAGGUGUUCAGCGAUGGAGGGGACCACGAGAUGGAGAUCAAGAUCGUGGACAGAUUUGGUCGUGUGGGAAGCAGCCGAACUGUCUUUAGAGUCGACGGAGAGCGAUCCGACAUGAAGGGCGGGUUUGCGGAGUGGAUUAUGUGGGUCAACAUUGCGAUGAUGCUGAAGGCGCUCUUCACAACAGGAUACCUUGCAGUGGCCCUGCUUCUGUUGAUCCUGCCAAAGCUUUACUCGCUUUACCUUCAGACCUCUCCGCCACCAGCAAUUCCGUCAAAUCCCAAAACUGCCACCGACAUGUCUGCCGCGUAUACCCGUGCGCAUGGCGAAGCACAGUUCAAGAAUGGAUAUGAUGCAUGGCUGGAUCGAAAGCGUCGACACUUGUACCGCCUCUCCUCGACCCUAUCCUUCGGUUCGUCGGGCCACCGAUUCUGGAACCGAUUUGUGAACCACACGAUCCACGCGCAUGUCCUCCGCUUCGUCCACUUCUCGACCCAACCGCUGCUGUUCUACACGACUUUAAUCUUUACGCUGAUGCUGGUCACGGUUCCGCAUUACUGGGGCAACUUUGUUCCUGCUGCAGGAGAGCAAGGACAGGGAUACUUCUACUUGCAGGGAAUUUACCUACCAAAUGCCGGUGGACAUCUGGGAGGCGGAUUGGGCGCAGCAAGUUUGGACCCCGCAGGACCUGAGAGGGUUCAUCGGCCGUUGAGCGUCCUCGCAGGUGCGAUUUCAUCUGUGACAGGAGGACGGCUGUCGGUUGCCACUGAAGGAUCAUCUGGAUAUGAUAGCCUAGCAGGUACUUGGAUUCCCAUGGCAGAUACAUGGAUGAGCGCCAUCUGGACGGUAAUCUACGACCUCGUUAUCUUUUUGUACUACCUCACCUUGUGCGCCACGCCCUCCGGUUACUUGUACUCGCCCUCGAACCCGCACCGCCUCAGGCCUUAUCAUCGGACAUGGUACAUUCGGUGCCUGAUCUUUGGUAUCUGGGUAUUCAGGUGCUGCUCAGUACUAAUGACCGCAGAGCUGUAUGGCCCAAGCGUGAUCUGGACAGGCAUCGGUACCUGGUGGCUCGUUGUGGUGGGCUGGUUAAUGUUCAUGGUCGGGUGGAGCCGGUCUCGAAUUGAGAGAGAUGUUCUUCUGCGGAGAGGAGACGAUGAUGCGAUAUAUGGUGAAGACGUGGAGGUGACAGAGCGAGCCGCUGGAGGACAGGAGACAGUUGGACUGCUGGACGAGAUCGAUGAAGAGAGUGCGGCAUCCGACGAGUUGGAGGUCCAAACAGGCAGCAAUGGCACAAAGAAAAACAAGCGCAUGCAGAGGAGUCGAUUGCUUCAGGCUGAUGCUUAGAUAUUAUCACAUUUGUAGAUUAAGAUAAAUAACC
Gamsiella multidivaricata is the source of this 3106-nucleotide messenger RNA. RefSeq lists its product as uncharacterized. Gene Ontology annotation, molecular function: hydrolase activity. Lineage: Eukaryota; Fungi; Mortierellomycota; Mortierellomycetes; Mortierellales; Mortierellaceae. The transcript has 5 exons. The record is from RefSeq and is a predicted model, not a curated record. Bases 247 to 3072 code for a protein of 941 amino acids.